AUGGGGACAGCAACAAAUUCUCUCGUUUUAGAACUAGCAACACCGGAAGACGUUCCUGCCAUCACCGAGGUAUGGUUCGCUUCCUUCACACAGCCGAUAAUCGGGGAAAUCUUCCCCAACACUCCUGGUAUGCACCAAUGGCAUCGUGAUUGGCACAUGAAGGACAUUCAAAACCCAAACUGCAGAUAUCUGAGAGUAGUUGAUACCGAAUCGAAAGAUGAGCAAGGCCGACCGCGACUAGUUGCUUUUGGGAAAUGGGACCUGGCCAUGCCAGAUGAGCGAGGUCGUCGCUUUCCAAUUUGGCACGCAGACUCACCUUACCAGCAAUGUGAGGAUUUCAUUGCGGAACUGGAGGAGUCGCGGAAACGCGUCAUGGGUGACGAAAAGCAUUACUACCUGGAUACACUAGGCACUCAUCCCGAUUACCAACGGCGCGGAGCUGGGUCUAUGCUUGUCAAGUGGGGCUGCGACUUGGCGGAUAAGGAUGGUGUUGCGGCCUACGUGGAUGCAAGCAAGGAGGGCGCACCGCUAUAUCAGAAACAUGGAUUCGUGGAUUUCAAUCCGCCCGACGCGGACGUGGCUGCGAUGGCUCGCCCUAAGGCAACUCCGAGCGAUCGCACUUAA
Penicillium crustosum is the source of this 624-nucleotide messenger RNA. RefSeq lists its product as uncharacterized. Lineage: Eukaryota; Fungi; Ascomycota; Eurotiomycetes; Eurotiales; Aspergillaceae. The record is from RefSeq and is a predicted model, not a curated record. The coding region runs from base 1 to 624 and encodes 207 amino acids. The transcript has 2 exons. Gene Ontology annotation, molecular function: acyltransferase activity, transferring groups other than amino-acyl groups.